This is a messenger RNA of Mycosarcoma maydis (corn smut), 1476 nucleotides long. RefSeq names its product tRNA dimethylallyltransferase. The transcript has a single exon. Gene Ontology annotation, molecular function: tRNA dimethylallyltransferase activity. Lineage: Eukaryota; Fungi; Basidiomycota; Ustilaginomycetes; Ustilaginales. The coding region runs from base 1 to 1476 and encodes 491 amino acids. Gene Ontology annotation, cellular component: mitochondrion. Gene Ontology annotation, biological process: tRNA modification. The record is from RefSeq and is a predicted model, not a curated record.
AUGCAGAUUUACCGAGGCUUGGAUAUCAUUACGAACAAAGCGACGAAAGACGAGAUGCAGGGGGUGGUGCAUCAUCUGAUUGGAUUUUUGGAUCCAGAACAGCAACCACUGGCGGGAUACGAUGUGACGAAAUUUGUAGACGAUGCGAAUCGGCUCGUGGGCGAACUACACGAGAAGCACAAGGUGGCGGUGGUGUGUGGAGGUACAACGUAUUAUCUGCAACAUCUGAUGUUUCCUGGUCAACUGAUCAGUAGCAAUCUCAACACGCACAGCGAGGUGGAUUUGACCAGCCAAGUCCUCUACCAGACAUUGGACGAGCAAGAGCGAACGCUGUUGGAUCACGUCUCGACGACGAAUAGCGCGAAACUGGAUCUAGCCGCCAAAGCAUCUGGAGAUGUGUCGUUGGCGAUGAAACUGUGGCAGUUGCUUGAAAAAAUCGAUCCGGUAAUGGCGGGUAGGUGGCAUUAUCGAGACUCACGAAAGAUCGCGAAUUCUCUCAGAGUGUACAAGGAAACUGGUCGAGCGCAUUCGCAGUGGAUCGCAGAACAAGACUCGCCAGUGAAAAACGUCGAGCAGACACGUGUGAGCGCGUCACGCAAGCUUCUGUUCUGGCUCUGGUGCGAUCCGCCCGUGCUUCGCCAAAGGUUGGAUGAUCGUGUCGACGAUAUGGUAUCGCGUGGACUCGAGGCCGAGGUGCGAGAAAUGCGUGCGAUCGCCCACCGAAUGUUGAGCGACGUCCUCGAGCAGCGCAACUACCAAUCUGGCAUUUUCCAGACAAUAGGCUACCGACAGUUUGUCGAGUACCUCGAUCGACUCGACACGCUCGGCUCUGAAACAUCGAAAGACCAGCCCAAGUGGUUUGACAAAGCGGUCCAAGAUACAAAGACAUCGACGAGGCAAUAUGCGAAAUCGCAGCUCAAGUGGGUGCAGAACAAGCUGGUUCCCGAAGUACGUCGAGCUCAGGCUGCUGGUUCGCAAGUCGAGCUAUACCUUCUCGACGCCACCGACGUUUGCAGCUGGAACCAAAACGUCCUCGCUCCAGCCCUCGAUAUCACGCGUCGAUUCCUCAACCACCAACCGCUCCCACAUCCACAGACCGUCUCGAACCCAACCGCCGCCAAAUCCUACCUCUACUCGGGUCGAUCCGCCAACCAAGCCCUCUCAAAAUUCGCCCCCUCCACCCCCCUCACCAACCACGCCCACGCCCACCUCACCGUCCAAGCCAACCAACUCUACACCUGCCAUGUAUGCACCUUUGAUCCCUCCCGCCCCGUCCGCAUCCGUGAGGUAGACCGCCAAUCCCACACCACCAGUCGUCAUCACAGAAACAACGUCAAACGCAAAUCCUCGUUGCACACCAAACAAGCUGCCAUCCAAGCCGCCAUCCAAGCCGGCCAAAACAUAUCCGCUGAAAGACGCAGACGCAAACACGACCACUCGCAUCAGCCCACCCGAAACGACCCACCCGACAUGUAA